AUGCUUGCAGAACCCCAAUUUGUCGGUUCAUUUGACGUUGGCGAACACGUGUAUUUCUUCUUCCGCGAGAUUGCCAUUGAAAGUGGUGGAAUGGAGCGAAAUGUUUACAGUAGGGUGGCCAGAGUUUGCAAGAAUGACGUCGGUGGACGAGUGGUUCUGCGUCAGGUGUGGACGUCUUUCUUGAAAGCUCGUCUGAACUGUUCCAUAUCCGCACAGUAUCCGUAUUAUUUCGACAGAAUUCGUAAGUGCAGCUCGAAACUUUUCCCAAAAAGGGCAGGGUUUUGA
Strongylus vulgaris is the source of this 285-nucleotide messenger RNA. The record is from the annotation of a GenBank genome assembly. NCBI's taxonomy places the organism in Eukaryota, Metazoa, Nematoda, Chromadorea, Rhabditida, Strongylidae.